Molecule: messenger RNA, 681 nt
Organism: Caenorhabditis remanei
Lineage: Eukaryota; Metazoa; Nematoda; Chromadorea; Rhabditida; Rhabditidae
Exons: 5
Coding region: 1-681 (226 amino acids)
Source: RefSeq, a predicted model, not a curated record
AUGGUUACCGCUGAUAAAGUGUUUGUGAAUCAACCACAAAGCGCCGAACGGUUCAAAAGUUUCUGCCAGCAACUCAGCGAGUUUACACAAGCUUUGGCUGGUGAAAGAGCUACUGUCGAGAAAACGAUGAAACAAAUGGAAACACAGCAGUUAGAAGCUGAAUUGGCUUUUAAUGAACGUGUCGCCGAAGACAAAGCGAAAUUCGCAGUUCAACGUGAGAAUCUAGAAAAAGAGCUUCAUAUGUUGACGGAAAGCAAUAAUAUACAGUGUGCACAGAAAAAAGUAUGGGAAGAAAAGCAGGAGAAGGCCUUUGAUGAGUUGGCGGCCGAAUUGGAGAGAGACGAUUUAGACGGUGCUGAGACAUCGUUUGGAGAUCAUUUCAGCACAUUGAUUGAUUCGAUUAACAGUUUAUCGUACGAGUCGAUGAAUGAUCAGUUCACCGUGUUGAAGAACAAUUUAGACGAGUUGAACAUUGAGAAAAAGCAGUUGAAACUUUCUAUCGCUGAUCAAAAAUCCACUAUCACCGAGAUGCUAACAGCACUUACACCAACUUGUGGGGUCACAUACAAAGAACGUAAUGUUAUCAGUACAGCUCUUCGGAAUCAAGUCAGCAAAGUACGCAGUGAAUAUCAAACGUCCCGUCUUCAAGAGGAAGCACUUAAAGCUAAACUGUCGACUUAG